AGCUCCCGGAAGCGGCCGGAUCCCAACCGCAGGCCGAGCGCACGUCCGUCAGCCCGUCAGUCCGCUCGUCCGCCGGCUCCGUUCCCCGCGCGCCUUGGCCCUCGUCGCCGUCUCGUGGUCUCUUUGGCCCGCAGGGCGGCUGAGGCGCUCGCCAUGGCGACGUUCAUCUCAGUACAGCUGAAAAAGACCUCGGAGGUGGACCUGGCCAAGCCGCUGGUGAAGUUCAUCCAGCAGACCUAUCCGAGCGGCGGGGAGGAGCAGGCCCAGUACUGCCGCGCGGCCGAGGAGCUCAGCAAGCUGCGCCGCGCGGCGCUUGGCCGCCCGCUGGACAAGCAUGAGGGCGCGCUCGAGACGCUCCUGAGAUAUUAUGACCAGAUCUGUUCCAUUGAACCCAAAUUUCCAUUUUCUGAAAACCAGAUCUGUUUGACAUUUACUUGGAAGGAUGCUUUUGAUAAAGGUUCACUUUUUGGAGGAUCCGUAAAAUUGGCUCUUGCAAGCUUAGGAUAUGAAAAGAGCUGUGUGUUGUUCAAUUGUGCAGCCUUAGCUAGCCAGAUUGCAGCAGAACAGAACCUGGAUAAUGAUGAAGGAUUGAAAAUCGCUGCUAAGCAUUACCAGUUUGCUAGUGGUGCCUUUUUACACAUUAAGGAGACGGUUUUAUCUGCCUUAAAUCGAGAGCCUACUGUGGACAUAUCUCCAGAUACUGUUGGGACCCUCAGUCUUAUCAUGUUGGCACAGGCCCAAGAAGUAUUUUUUUUAAAAGCCACGAGAGAUAAGAUGAAAGAUGCCAUCAUAGCUAAAUUGGCUAAUCAGGCUGCAGAUUAUUUUGGUGAUGCUUUUAAACAGUGUCAGUACAAAGAUACUCUCCCCAAGUAUUUUUAUUUCCAGGAGGUGUUCCCUGUCUUGGCUGCAAAGCACUGUAUUAUGCAAGCCAACGCUGAGUACCACCAGUCCAUCCUGGCGAAACAGCAGAAGAAAUUUGGAGAAGAGAUUGCAAGGUUACAGCAUGCAGCAGAAUUGAUUAAAACCGUGGCAUCUCGCUAUGAUGAAUAUGUCAAUGUGAAGGAUUUUUCUGACAAAAUCAACCGUGCCCUUACUGCAGCAAAGAAGGAUAAUGACUUCAUUUAUCAUGAUCGAGUUCCAGACCUUAAAGAUCUAGACCCUAUUGGCAAAGCCACUCUUGUGAAAUCUACCCCAGUCAAUGUACCCAUCAGCCAGAAAUUCACAGAUCUGUUUGAGAAGAUGGUUCCUGUGUCAGUGCAGCAGUCUUUGGCAGCUUAUAAUCAGAGGAAAGCUGAUUUAGUUAACAGAUCAAUUGCUCAAAUGAGAGAAGCCACCACUUUGGCAAAUGGGGUGUUAGCUUCCCUUAAUCUUCCAGCAGCAAUUGAAGAUAUAUCUGGAGAUACCGUACCUCAGUCUAUAUUGACUAAGUCCACAUCUGUGAUUGAGCAGGGAGGCAUCCAGACUGUUGAUCAGUUGAUCAAAGAACUACCCGAACUUCUACAAAGAAAUAGAGAAAUCCUAGAUGAGUCAUUAAGAUUGUUGGAUGAAGAAGAAGCAACUGACAAUGAUUUAAGAGCAAAAUUCAAGGAACGCUGGCAGAGAACACCAUCCAAUGACCUCUAUAAGCCUUUAAGAGCAGAGGGAAGCAACUUCAGAACCGUUUUGGACAAAGCAGUGCAGGCAGAUGGGCAGGUGAAAGAACGUUACCAGGCUCACCGGGACACCAUCGCACUUCUGUGUAAGCCCGAGCCCGAGCUGAACGCUGCCAUCCCUUCUGCUAACCCAGCAAAGACCAUGCAGGGCAGUGAGGUUGUAAAUGUCUUAAAAUCCUUAUUGACAAAUCUUGACGAAGUAAAGAAGGAAAGAGAGGGGCUGGAGAAUGACCUGAAAUCAGUGAAUUUUGACAUGACAAGCAAAUUUUUGACUGCUCUGGCUCAAGAUGGUGUGAUAAAUGAAGAAGCUAUUUCUGUAACUGAACUGGAUCGAAUCUAUGGAGGUCUUACCACUAAAGUCCAAGAGUCUCUAAAGAAACAGGAAGGGCUCCUUAAAAAUAUUCAGGUCUCACACCAGGAAUUUUCGAAAAUGAAACAAUCUAAUAAUGAAGCUAACUUAAGAGAAGAAGUUUUGAAGAAUUUAGCUACUGCAUAUGACAACUUUGUUGAACUUGUAGCUAAUUUGAAGGAGGGCACAAAGUUUUACAAUGAGCUGACUGAAAUACUCGUCAGGUUCCAAAACAAAUGCAGCGAUAUAGUGUUUGCACGGAAGACAGAAAGAGAUGAACUCUUAAAGGACUUGCAACAAAGCAUUGCCAGAGAACCUAGUGCUCCUUCAAUUCCUACACCUGCAUAUCAGUCCUCUCCAGCAGGGGGACAUGCUCCCACUCCUCCAACUCCAGCGCCAAGAACCAUGCCGCCUACUAAGCCCCAGCCCCCAGCCCGGCCUCCACCUCCUGUGCUUCCAGCAAAUCGAACUCCUGCUACUGCUCCAGCUGCAGCUCCAGCUCCAGCUGCAGCUCCAGCUCCAGUGGGCACCGGCACCACUGCACCAGCUCCAUCGCAGACUCCUGGUUCAGCUCCCCCUCCACAGGCCCAGGGACCCCCAUACCCCACCUAUCCAGGGUAUCCCGGGUAUUGCCAAAUGCCCAUGCCCAUGGGCUAUAAUCCUUACGCAUACGGCCAGUAUAAUAUGCCAUAUCCACCCGUGUAUCACCAGACCCCCGGACAGGCUCCGUACCCGGGACCCCAGCAGCCUUCAUACCCCUUCCCUCAGCCCCCACAGCAGUCUUACUAUCCACAGCAGUAAUAUGUCAGCUCAGAAGCUCAGCUGGUUCUGGUCAAAGGAAAAGAAAUACCAGCCCUGCAAUAAGUGUACUAAACUCUACGCUCUGGUUAAUAGAACGUACUCUGCUGUACUGAAUGCAGUGUGUAAUUUCUGUCUGCGGCUAAAAGCUGUGCCCAGUUCCACAUUUGAUUGCACAUUGAGAUUUGCUGCUGUUGCAGUACAAACACUAGGUACAAUAGGAUUUGAAAUAAAUGACAUUGCAGUUCAUGAAAGUUGAAAAUGAGAAGUUAAACCCACAAGCGAAAUGUUUGAAAUGAUUGUACUUAUGUCUACAUAAGACGUGAUUGGAACAUCAGAUACUUAUUACAAUGACGGUUUAAGUACUCGUAUUUGAGAAAACUAAGUUUUCUUUCUCUUUUGGUUUAUUGAUUUGGUUUAAUUUUCAUUAUGCUAUUUUGCAUAAUCAAAACACUGUAAAUCUUAUAAUUUAAAAAUAAAUUACUUAAGAACAGUUGUCAUUGUUAUGUUUUGUCAUUGAUUCUCAUUACUGUCUAAUUUCUUUCUGGUAUUAGUCUCUCAUUUUAUAUGUACGUAAGUUAAACAGAUACUGUGUUAAGUGCAUGAUUAGUGCAAGGUUAAUAGUCAGGUUCAAGUACAUUUUAUAGGAAAACCAAAUGAAUAAUACCAUGAUUUAUCUUUCAUAGGCUGAUUAGUAAGUUAAUUUUGCCAUUUACUUUGAAAAAAUCCUAUAAUGUGGAAGAAACACAAUUGCUACCAAAGAGUCUUCAAAUAAAUAUACAAAUAAAUAUGUAUAGUUAAUGUUUUAUUAUUAGCUUCUCCAAGAAAUCGAUGCAAAUUGUAGUAAUUUUUUUUCAUAACCUAGUUAAAAUAAAUACAUGUCAUUAACAAUACUAUCUAAUGUAUUGGAAUUGUUUAAAGAAAAUUUACUUGUACCCUUCUACUCCUUUCUUUCACCUUACUGUCUUAACCUACUAACAUUUAAUGCACAAUGUAUGUGAAUAGAUCUAAGCCCUUUCAUUUUUAUGAUCCUAAAAGAUUGAACUAUUUUAUAAUUCAGGGAGUGCGCAAAACAAUUGUUGGGAGCAUAUGCCAUUUCUGGAAUAGGCUGUGUAUUUAAUAUUCAUGUCUGCUGUUAGGGUAACUAAUCACUAUAUAAACCUCAGUGAGACAUGCAUCGUGGAAUGAGAGAACGAGAAAGGAAUGAGUUGUCUAAUAUCACAGUGGGAUCUGUUCUGUGUGAGGUUCAUUUCUGAACACACCAGGCAUAUGAGCAGAUUUCCAAUGAACCUGUUUAUGUUUAUUUUCUAAGUUUUAACGCUGACCUUUUCUUGCAUUAUUUUUUCACUUAAGUGAUACUGUCAGUUGGUCCACUGUUGUUCUCAUUUGACAGUUUGGGUUUAUAGUUUAAAUGUUGGACUGAGGGUGUGAUUGUAAAGGAGUGAAUUGGUUUAAAAUAUAUGUAAAUUUAAAAAAAUCUUACUUUAUUGUUGUAUGUAGAAAACUUGAAGGCAUGUUACUUCAAUAUAAAUGAACUUUACAUGGAAUACUGAAAUUGGUUUAAAGUUCAGUAGUUAAACCUUGGCAAAAAUAGUUCUUUACAUAUCAUAGCUAAGUUUUAUUAAUGUGGAAUCCUCAAAGUAUGACAUGGGCUUGUUUGACUCGUGUAAAUGGCACUUAAUUUCUAUAUUCUUCUUCAAGGUAUCAUUACUAACAUGAGAUACUCAGUGAGAUUAGGAAUAUUCCAAAUUGCUAGUUUAUGAUGCCCAAUGAUGCAGAAAAAGAAAAAAAAGUUGGCCUGAAUAUUCUCUUGGGGAAAGAAGGCACUAAAGAAAAGCGUUAAGAGCAUCCGAGGGCCAGAAGAGAAGUUGCAAGGCCAUUUAACCCAUUCCCGUGCUAAGACCUGCUCCCGGAGAGCCACGGGGAGUCUGCUCAGAAACUUUAGGGAAGGAGGCUCCACAGCCCCUCAUUGCAGCCUCCCCAGCAUGCCUGACUCGCUCAAUUCUGUUAGCAAACCCUGGCUCAUCCGCUCUCGUCAGUCCGCUCAUCAUUUAGAUGAUGGAAGAUGCUUUCUUUUGGUCACCUGAGUCUUGGUACAGAUAGAUGACCAGGUUUCUGCAGCCCUUCAUUGCUGGGUCUGACUGCAAGGGACUGUCUAGUUCCAUUAAGGUGACUCAUGGAAGGAAGUUGCUCUUGUGUCUAUUUUGCAUUCUAGCUGACAAGAAGGAAGCCCUCACUGGGAUUAUUUUUGUUACCAUACUUCUUAAUCCUUUGCUUAACUUCCCAUAUUCCCCAGAAUACCCCAAAUAGUUGUUAUGGAUAAUGCUUUUUAUUUAGAGGCAGGAGAGUGUUACUGUGGUUCAGGUGUGUUGUUCCUAUGUUUAUAAUUAGGCUUUUUGACAAUCUUUCUAAACUAAAGAAAGGACAUCAUUCCUGGACCAUUUAUGUUGGGAUUUGUAAUACUGUUUUCAAUAUGGACUAUAUUUCAACUAAUAAAGCUCUGCACAGAAGAGCUGGUCUGAAGUGGGGGAAAAACUAACUUCUCUCAUUCCUUGUUCCUAGUUGGGAGACAGACGGCUUCACUCUUCUCAGUCUGGUGUAAAGUACUGGUCUACUCCUGUGCCCCCCUUGGUCUUUAUUCUCAUUUAAGAAAAAUAGUCGUAUGUCACUGCAAUCUUUGUGCCGCACCCAACGAUUUAUGAACUCCCCCUCCCCAAAAACAAAAAAAGAAGAACAAGGCUUCGCGGAGCCUUCUGUCCCUGAUUUUCUAUCCCAGUCAGCAGCCUUUCUAGUCAAAACAGAUUAAAAAAGUAUUUUCCAUGAGAGCAUUACAGUUUGCAAAAGUGCUUUGUACACAUCUUCUAGUUUCAUAAACAUGGCAAAGUGCAAUUUGUUAAGUAGGUUUCAGUUUGCUAAUGAAUUUUUUUUUAAACAGUAUAUUGGAAGGAUCUUGCUACAACCUUGUGGCUUUUUUUUUUUUUGGACACUUGCAAUUAUUAGUUGAUUCACAGUACAGAACAGGAUACAAAGUAGGAAAAAAACAGUGCUAUAGCAUUAUAAUUACUAGUUUAAAAAUAGGCUUUAAAAUUGGUUGAUUAUAAGAUUUACAUUGAAGAGCAAAGAAGGAAAAAUUAUAUUUUUAAAGAAAAAGAGAAUAUUCAGGCUUUAUUUCUGGUAUGAAGUUUAUAUUUUUUAAAAAAUCCUAUAUUAUCACACCAGAGAUUUUAGAUUCUUUUCUGGUUACAAACAUUGCUGGUAGUUGGAUUAUAUUUUUAUUGUAUUCAUUUCUCUUAGGGAGAAAAUUGUAAAGAAAACAAAAGGUUCCAGAUGAAAUGUAUCCUAGAAAUAAAAGUUGAAAGAUUCUUA
This is a messenger RNA of Vicugna pacos (alpaca), 6165 nucleotides long. The record is from RefSeq and is a predicted model, not a curated record. NCBI's taxonomy places the organism in Eukaryota, Metazoa, Chordata, Mammalia, Artiodactyla, Camelidae.